Sclerotinia sclerotiorum 1980 UF-70 is the source of this 1437-nucleotide messenger RNA. RefSeq lists its product as hypothetical. The transcript has 4 exons. Lineage: Eukaryota; Fungi; Ascomycota; Leotiomycetes; Helotiales; Sclerotiniaceae. The coding region runs from base 1 to 1437 and encodes 478 amino acids. Gene Ontology annotation, biological process: carbohydrate metabolic process. The record is from RefSeq and is a predicted model, not a curated record. Gene Ontology annotation, molecular function: beta-glucosidase activity.
AUGAGCAAAGCAGUUCUACCCAAAGAUUUCAUAUGGGGUUUCGCAACCGCGAGCUACCAAAUUGAAGGAGCCCCAGAGGAAGAUGGUCGUGGCCCCUCUAUUUGGGACACAUUUUGCAAAAUCCCAGGUAAAAUCGCAGAUGGAAGUUCAGGAGACGUAGCCUGUGACUCCUACCAUCGAGUUCCCGAGGACAUUGCACUUCUCAAACUUACCGGCGCAAAAGCCUAUCGAUUUUCUAUCUCCUGGUCUCGUAUCAUUCCUCUGGGAGGUCGUGAUGAUCCCGUUAAUGAGAAGGGUAUUGCUUAUUAUUCUAACUUGGUGGAUGGAUUGCUAGACGAGGGAAUUACUCCGUUUGUUACUUUGUUUCAUUGGGAUUUACCCGAUGCAUUGGAUAAACGAUAUGGGGGAUUAUUGAAUAAAGAGGAGUUUGUGAAAGAUUAUGCGCGCUAUGCUCGUGUGCUUUUUGAGGCGUUGCCGAAGGUCAAGAAUUGGAUCACGUUUAAUGAACCGUGGUGUUCGUCGAUCUUGGGUUAUAGCACUGGAUUGUUUGCGCCCGGUCAUACGAGUAAUAAGUUGAGAAGUCAGAUUGGAGAUAGUAGCACGGAACCUUGGACUGUGGGACAUAAUAUUCUGGUGGCUCAUGGUGCAGCUGUUAAGAUUUAUCGGGAAGAAUUCAAAGCUAAAGAUGGUGGUCAAAUCGGAAUUACUCUCAAUGGUGACGCCGUGUACCCCUGGGACCCCGAAGAACCAAAAGACGUGGAAGCCGCAGAACGCAAACUCGAAUUCAGCAUCGCCUGGUUCGCGGACCCUAUCUACCACGGCAAAUACCCCGAUUCCAUGCGAAAGCAACUAGGGGAUCGACUCCCCAGUUUCACCGACGAAGAAGUAGCGCUCGUAAAGGGAUCUAAUGAUUUCUACGGUAUGAAUCAUUAUACAGCUAAUUAUAUCAGACACCGGACUACGGAACCUGAAUUAAAUGAUUAUAUUGGGAAUCUGGAUACGUCUUUUGAGAAUAAGAAAGGGGACAAUAUUGGUCCGGUGACGCAGAGUGUUUGGUUACGUCCUAAUCCUCAAGGAUUCCACGAUUUGAUUCUGUGGAUUUCAAAGCGUUAUGGUUUUCCACCUAUCUACAUAACCGAAAACGGCACCUCCAUCCUCAACGAAAACGAUCUUCCCUACCCGCAAAUCCUCAAAGACACCUUCCGAGCGGAUUAUUUCCGCAACUACAUUCGCGCGAUGGCUCAAGCCGUCGAAGACGGUGCGAAUGUGCGCGGAUAUUUGGGAUGGAGUUUGAUGGAUAAUUUUGAGUGGGCCGAGGGAUACGAGACUAGGUUUGGGGUUACGUAUGUGGAUUAUGAGGGAGGACAGAGGAGGGAAGCAAAGGAGAGUGCGUUGGUUUUGAAGCCGCUUUUUGAGGAGUUGAUUAAGAAGGAAUGA